ACUCGAGUGCAGGGAUCCGAACACAGCAUGUAAACAAUCUCCAGCGAAGUGACUCAGUGCGUGUGUCAUCUGUCAUAUUAUUUGCUCAAAGCUCUGUUUUCACGACUUGAUACACGCCUCUGUCAUCGUUAUGGGGCUUCACAGCAUAUUGAAGAAGCUGAAACAGAAAGAGCACGAAGUUCGGUUACUUAUGCUUGGUCUCGACAAUGCAGGGAAGACAACAGUGGUCAAGAGAUUUUGUGGAGAAGAUAUCAGCACAAUAUCCCCAACUUAUGGCUUUAAUAUAAAGACGGUUGAACACGUAGUGGAUAAAUAUGAAUAUAAAUUGAACAUAUGGGACGUAGGAGGACAAAGCUCACUGCGUUCGUACUGGAGGAAUUACUUUGAGUGCACAGAUGGCCUUAUUUGGGUCGUGGACAGCGCGGAUGUGGAUCGCCUGAAGGACUGCCAGGGGGAACUCAAGAAACUGUUAGAGGAGGAGAGGCUGGCAGGGGCAACACUACUUGUGUUUGCUAACAAGCAGGAUCUUCCAGAAGCCCUUUCUUCCGAGCAAAUAAGAGAUAUCCUGGACCUCAACAAUCUCAAGACACACCACUGGUACAUCUUGCCGUGCAGUGCUGUCACAGGCGAGAACCUGGUGGCAGGCAUAGACUGGCUCAUCCGAGAUAUUGCGGCUAGAAUAUUUACCUUGGAUUAAUAUUAUUUAUAAAGACAUUUGAUGUAGGUUCAUGGAGUAAUGAUGUUUAGUGGUGUUUGAGGUAGGUUCUUCAACAUUCCAUAUGCAGUGAUGGCCAUCAGAAGAAAAGAAUGUGAUGUCUAGGAUUAUAUCGUAUAAAAUGAU
Molecule: messenger RNA, 841 nt
Organism: Penaeus monodon (black tiger shrimp)
Lineage: Eukaryota; Metazoa; Arthropoda; Malacostraca; Decapoda; Penaeidae
Gene: Arl2
Product: ADP-ribosylation factor-like protein 2
Exons: 5
Coding region: 131-697 (188 amino acids)
Biological process (GO): protein folding
Cellular component (GO): cytoplasm; microtubule cytoskeleton
Molecular function (GO): GTPase activity; GTP binding
Source: RefSeq, a predicted model, not a curated record